Messenger RNA from Lucilia cuprina (Australian sheep blowfly), 1124 nucleotides. RefSeq names its product RNA-binding protein 7. Gene Ontology annotation, molecular function: single-stranded RNA binding. The record is from RefSeq and is a predicted model, not a curated record. Lineage: Eukaryota; Metazoa; Arthropoda; Insecta; Diptera; Calliphoridae. Gene Ontology annotation, biological process: regulation of alternative mRNA splicing, via spliceosome. The transcript has a single exon. Bases 89 to 739 code for a protein of 216 amino acids. Gene Ontology annotation, cellular component: nucleus.
GUUUUAAUUUUUAUUAGAAAAUUUGUUUUGACAUUUAGUUUUUGUUAAAAUCUUGUGUUUUUAGAUAAAUUAAAUUAAAUUAAUACAUAUGCCGCAGGAAAACCUUAAUGAAGUCCAUGAUGAUAGUGAUGAUGAAGAUAAUGAGGAAAAAAGAACUAUAUUUUGCGCGAAUCUUGAUGAGAGAGUAACAGAAGAUUUAUUAUACGAAGUGUUUUUACAAGCGGGCCCCAUUGAAAGUGCUCGAAUACCAAAAGACCAGAAUGGGAGACAGCGUACAUUUGGCUUUAUUACUUACGUACACAAGUGUACACUGCCCUAUGCCAUGCAAUUGUAUCAAGGUCUAUCAUUAUACCGCAAAACAUUAACUUUAAAAUAUCAGGGAAGAACACAACAAUCGCCAAUGGGAAAUUACACAUCUGGUUAUAAUAAACGUCCUAGUUAUGACAAUUCAUCACUGCGGGCUGGUAAUUAUGUCCCUUAUAACGAUAGCCCGCCAAGAAAUCCUUUUCAAGGAAGUCCAACGGGAUCUGGUAAACACCAAGAUAAUAUUUCAAAGCACGCCUCAUCUCAGAGACGACCCCAUACAAAUACUAGUCCCUAUCAAAGAAACAGUACCGGUAGUGAAGAUCGCUUUCAUGAUCGGGAAAGAGAUAGGGAUCAUAAUAGAAGACGCCAUUACAAUAAUGGUAGCAAUCGCCAUUCUGAUCAGCGUAGUGGUAGCGGAAAAAAUCGUAGAUAGCAAAUUAUUUUCUACCUUGUUGCGCCGUGGACAAUGUGGCAACGAUUGUUGCUUAUAAGAAUUAUUAAAAAAUGUAUAAAAAUACCUUAUAUAUAUGCUGAUUAUACAGUAUACAGCCUUAAACAAAACAAAUGUUUUUUACUUUAUAAUAUGUCUCAGGAAUUUUCACAUACGCUUAUCAGUAUGUACUUUAAAUAUUAUAAUUUUGUUUCCUAAUACAAAAUUUGUUGUAAAUUGUAUUAAAUUACUUCAUUAUUUAUAAAAUUUUGUAUGAAAAACUAACCACAUAUUUAAAGACUAUGUGGUUUUUAAAUCCCUUUUUUGGGAAGUUAGGAUUUCAAAAAAACAGCUUAAAUUUUUGAAAAUAUAAAAAACCCCGGCAAUA